AUGGUGUCACACUCCUCUAAAAAUCACCCACAAGUUGAUCAAUCAAACCCAGAUUCAUAUUCCUCAUUUUCUUCAUCAAAUCCUUUAGCUCCAUCUAUGUACCCAUCACUCGAGACCAAAGAUCUCAUUGAGAAACUGUUCCCGAACAACAAUCAAAGCCACGAACAAGAACAACAAUCAACGGCUUUUGAAUCUUCAGAUGAAUUUCUAAUCAAAAUCCAUGGAUUAAUAGUUCACUCAAUCGACAAACAACAGAGCAUCCAAUUAGCUUCCGGAGUGUUCGAAAUAAUCCGUAUUCGACAAGGCGACACCUUCAUAACGGCUCUCGUUCGUGUUGUCUACGAAAUCCAGUGGUCAUUAGCCAAGGACGAAGCUGUCAUGAAACUAGACAGUUUGAUGGUCACCGAAAACUCUUCCGAUGAACUCGAUAGGGUUUUGGAGGAGUACAGUGUGUUUUCUGUGAAGGAGGCGGAGAGGGAUGUAGCGGUGGAGGGAUGGGGUUGUCCGAAGCUAUAUGUGUAG
Molecule: messenger RNA, 522 nt
Organism: Lactuca sativa (garden lettuce)
Lineage: Eukaryota; Viridiplantae; Streptophyta; Magnoliopsida; Asterales; Asteraceae
Source: RefSeq, a predicted model, not a curated record